This is a messenger RNA of Lobosporangium transversale, 794 nucleotides long. RefSeq names its product small G-protein Ras2. Gene Ontology annotation, biological process: signal transduction. The record is from RefSeq and is a predicted model, not a curated record. NCBI's taxonomy places the organism in Eukaryota, Fungi, Mortierellomycota, Mortierellomycetes, Mortierellales, Mortierellaceae. Gene Ontology annotation, cellular component: plasma membrane. The coding region runs from base 143 to 703 and encodes 186 amino acids. Gene Ontology annotation, molecular function: GTP binding; GDP binding; GTPase activity. The transcript is spliced from 6 exons.
UUUUAAUUUUAUUUUUUAACCCUUUCUACAACGGCAUAUUACAUUGUCCUUUAUUCUCUACAGCACAUUCAUUUUACAUAUAAUAUAGUUGCAGACUUUCUCAUCUCUUUUGCUGUUCUAUUCAUAAAACACAUUAAACAAGAUGAUGCUCUACAAACUGGUUGUUCUUGGAGAUGGAGGUGUUGGCAAGACUGCAUUGACAAUUCAGUUGUGCUUAAAUCACUUUGUUGAGACUUAUGAUCCUACUAUCGAAGACUCGUACAGAAAGCAAGUUGUAAUCGAUGACCAAUCCUGUGUUCUCGAAGUUCUCGAUACAGCCGGUCAAGAAGAAUAUACUGCUUUGCGCGAUCAAUGGAUUCGUGAUGGCGAGGGAUUCCUUUUGGUGUACUCAAUCGCUGCGCGCUCAACAUUCGAGAGGAUAAAACGAUUCCGGGAUCAGAUCACACGUGUGAAGGAUUCCGAUAAUGUUCCUUUGAUGUUGGUCGGUAACAAAUGUGACAAGCUCACCGAGCGUGAGGUCUCUCGCGAUGAAGGUGCAAUGAUGGCCAAGGCAUUGCGUUGCGAGUUCACAGAAACAUCUGCCAAAACAUGUGUUAAUGUCGAGCGCUCUUUCUACAAUGUCGUCCGUAUGAUCCGUCAAGCUCGUGAUGGUGGUGCCCCUGCUAAUCUCAAAAAGAAGAAGUCAAAAUGCACGAUUCUUUAAAGAGAUCCAACAGAACAAGCCAUCUAAUAAGCGACCGACCACUCCCCACCUGCACACCACAAAAUGAGAAAACGAAAACAAAAAAGAAAAC